Messenger RNA from Fukomys damarensis (Damara mole-rat), 2563 nucleotides. It is a transcript of the gene Arrdc4, whose product is annotated as arrestin domain containing 4. Gene Ontology annotation, biological process: protein transport. NCBI's taxonomy places the organism in Eukaryota, Metazoa, Chordata, Mammalia, Rodentia, Bathyergidae. Gene Ontology annotation, cellular component: plasma membrane; cytoplasm. The record is from RefSeq and is a predicted model, not a curated record. The coding region runs from base 1 to 1533 and encodes 510 amino acids. The transcript has 10 exons. Gene Ontology annotation, molecular function: ubiquitin-like ligase-substrate adaptor activity.
AUGUGUGGGGCAGAUGAGCAUCAGGAGAACAGAGACUCUGACAUUGGGAUGAACACUGCGCCUGGCCACAGAAAGGCGGGCAAAACCUGCAGUCUGAAUAUGCCAGCUCCAAUGUCUGUGGAGAUGAAAGAGCUGCCGGCCCUCAAGUUUCACAGAGAUACGCAGCUGAAUUCCAUUUUCCGGAGCAACUACUUCCUUUCCAGUAUUGCAGAUGUUAUUUUAAAGAGCCGCUUGCAGCAACAACUCCGAGUUCCCCAGAACCCGGUGACACUACCAAAGCGUCUUCAAGCAGCUAGGAACCCCGCCCCCGGACGGAGGGCCCGGAGCGCGCCGGUGAGCAGCUCUGACCGGCACCUGGCCCUGUCUCGCGGUGGCGGAGAAGCGCACGGCAUCCUAGGAUCUUCUGGAAGCCGCGGGCGGUUGUCAUGGGGACGUGCGAUUAGGCUCUUAGGGACCCGGAGAGCCUGGUCCCUUCGUGCCCAAGGCGCGGAGGGCGGAACCGGGAUCUGUGCCCUUCCAUUCUGGGAUGCGGAGAGUUUCGGGGCCUCCACCCCUUCACAUCCCGGAGCUAGGCAGACUCUUGGUGAAGGCAUCGUUUUAUUACAGCCUGGAAAACAUGAAUUUCCAUUUCGCUUUCAACUUCCUUCUGAACCUUUGGUGACCUCAUUUACAGGGAAAUACGGAAGGAUUGGGUACUGCGUGAGGGCGGUUCUGGAACGACCCAGGGUACCGGAUCAGAGUGUGACGAGGGAGCUCCAGGUUGUCGGUCACGUCGAUGUCAACACACCGGCGUUGUUGACCCCUGUAUUGAAAACUCAAGAAAAAAUGGUUGGCUGUUGGUUUUUCACUUCUGGUCCAGUCUCGCUGAGUGCCAAAAUUGAAAGAAAGGGAUACUGUAAUGGAGAAGCUAUUCCUAUUUAUGCAGAAAUAGAAAAUUGUUCAUCUCGGCUGAUUGUUCCCAAAGCGGCUAUUUUCCAAACCCAGACGUAUUUGGCUAGCGGAAAAACAAAGACCUUCCGUCACAUGGUUGCUAAUGUGCGAGGAAACCACAUCGCUUCUGGCAGCACCGACAUAUGGAACGGGAAGACUCUAAAAAUUCCGCCUGUCACUCCCUCCAUCCUGGACUGUUGCAUUAUCAGAGUGGACUAUUCCUUAGCUGUAUACAUUCACAUUCCUGGUGCUAAAAAGCUGAUGCUUGAGCUGCCAUUAGUCAUUGGUACAAUUCCCUAUAAUGGCUUUGGCAGCAGAAACUCCAGCAUUGCCAGCCAGUUCAGCAUGGAUAUGAGCUGGCUGACCCUGACCCUGCCAGAACAGCCUGAAGCACCACCAAAUUACGCAGAUGUGGUGUCGGAGGAAGAAUUCUCCAGACACAUUCCUCCUUACCCGCAGCCCCCUGACAGUGAGGGAGGAGCGUGCUACCCUAUGUUUGCCUGCAUACAAGAAUUCCGGUUUCAGCCUCCACCUCUUUACUCAGAGGUUGAUCCACAUCCUAGUGACAUAGAGGAGACCCAACCUGUUUCCUUCAUUCUCUGAGUGAAUAUUUCAGAAAUCACUGUGUUCAUCAAAUUGGAAUGUUGGUUCUUUCCCAUCUGCCUUUUUGGGGGAGAGGGCAGAAAGAUUAAUUUAAAACCAUAAAUGAACAUCAAGAUUGAAGACAAUAGAAAUUAAAGAUUACUAGAACUUUCUAGUGGGCCACGGCAGUGGUUAAGUUUCUGUGAUGGCCACCUGUCACCUUUGGGAACGGGAUGACACUGUGAGCAAAGGCGAAGUGGACGUGCUGGUGAAGGUAGCGUAAGUGAGGAGGCCUGCUGACCAGCGAGGAGGGUUUCUGUGAGUGGAAACCAGAGCAAGGAAGCCUCUGCAAAGGCUUUGCAAAGAGAAGCAAACGUGAAGGCCAAGUGAAGGAUUCACCGGGCAGACGGUUUGAGUGUAGCCACAUAGACAUGUGCGCAGAAGUAGCCUACUCUGAACCCUCAGUGAGACCUGCAGGCUCCAGGGUCUUCAUGACUUCCUGUUCUAUCACCAUAUCAGAGAUCAAGUUCCCGUUCUUGAAAUCAUGGUCACAUAAGGUUCCAGUGUGGUAAUACAGUUUCCAUUCUUUCAGUCUUAGGUUAAAAUGUACUUUCUAAAUAGGCUACACAGUAUUAGGAAACCUGCAAAGGCUUCCUUAAAAAGCGUGCCACUUCAAAUGGGAAAGAUGAAUUUUAUUAUGAAAUUGUGUUUUGUUGAAAGCUAUACCACCUCUAAAUACUUAAACAGGAUAUCUUAAUAUCCCCAUAUCUUCAUUAUCUGAGGGCACAGCAGAAAAAGGAGGAAAGAAAAAGUUACAUCGUUAGGAUGCCUUGAUAACCACACAGUCAAAAAAAGCAUUUUCUUAACCUACCUCUAGUGGGGUUAUCAGAUAGCUUUUCAAAACUUUAGGCCUGGUCAACCAUAUUUGAAGUUUCUGUUAUUUAUAGCAGCAGUCUUAGCUCACCUUGUAUUUAAUCAGAAAUUAAACCAGGGGAAAAAAAUCUAUAAGGUUAGCAUUAAAUGGAAAUAAAUAUAUGUAUACCUAAAGGUA